AAGUUAGGCGCUCGAACCCUGUCGAAGAUUAGCUGGUCCGAUAGGGCAGUUCCGGGCGGUUUAGCUAGUGACAGCGCCCGCCGACUUGCUCGUAUCUGCAAGGAACCAGGGACCGAAUCGCCGGGAAAUAUCCCCAGACUGCUAGACUCCCAGAUCGCCAUGGCGUCGAUGAUGGCGGCAGGGCCCGAGGUGGCCCCUCUGUCGCUACCGCAGAAGCGCAACCGCGUGCAGCCGGUACAGCCUCUGCAGCUGCAGACGCCGAAGCAGAAGCAGAAGCAGAAGCAGAAGCUGAAGCAGAUUCAGACUCAGAUUCAGGGUCAGAACCAGAGCCAUCUCCAGACGACGCUGCAGCCGCCGCCCGUGCCCGUGUCGCGGUACCGCACGCUGCGCGGCAAAAGCGUGUCGUCCAUCACGCGGCGCCGGGCCUUUGACGUGUACAACGAUGGCUUCGGCCCCAUCAACAGCAACCUGACGACGGGCGACUGCUAUCCGCAGCUCGACUCGCCGACGCUGUCGUCGCCCCGCGUCACUCGCCGGCGCUCCAAGAGCGUGGCCUCGUUGCCCACGCAGCGGCCCAAGUCGCCGAAAGCGUCCAAGGCGCCCAAGUCUCCCAAGGUGCCCAAGUCUCCCAAGUUAUCCAAGUCGCCCAUGUUGCCCAAGUCGUCGUCGUCGUGGCCCGCCUUGCCUGUGUUGCCUGCGUUGCCCUCGUCACCUGCUCCCAGCUGGACGCCGCCGCCGCCGCCGUCCAGGGGCCCGUCGCCCAAUCCCAGCAGCAUGCUCAGCAGUCCCGUGCUUCCCUACGACGAUCCAGGGGUUACAGUGGCUGCCGGGGGGCUCGCGGACAGCGUCUCAGGGUCCCUUAGCAGUCGUCUAGGCGGGUUAGUGCCGCGCGCUGCAGUGGGUGCAGUGGGCCACGGACCCCUGCCGCACCGCCCUGCGUCGCCAUCGCCCGCUAGCAUGGACCGACUCCAGGCGCCAUCGCCCGUUCCGCCCCUCCCAAGACCGCUUGCCCUGACUCCCAAACCCACCGCUGCUCCAGCUUCAGCCGCUCCAGCUCCAGCCGCUCCAUCUUCAGCCGCUUCUUCUGUCCUCGCUCCCAGCCGCAGCCGCGAAGGGCUCUUCAACCUCAGGCCCAAGUCGAAAUCCAAGUCCAAGUCCAGACCCAAGUCCAAGUCCAAGUCCUCCGCGCCGCCGAUCCCUUCCUCGCCGAUCCCCGUUCCGUCGUCGCCUGUGCCCUCGCCCGUCGACGAAGUUGCUCGUCGCAAGGCCUUCAACCUCCGCUCCUUUCGCCUCAACGCAGACACCACCGGCCGUGCCGCCCAGCUCGAGCGCGACAACGCCGAGCGCCGCAGAGACGAGGAGCAGGAAGCCGAACGCUGGGCCGCCGAAGUCGCCCGCCUCGAGGCCGAGACCGACCGCAUCAUCGCCGAGCAGAAGAAACGAGACGCUGCUCGCGUGCGCGCCAAGGUCAAUACCCCCCCUCCCAAGCUCUCCAAGUACCUCAUCUUCGACAAGCUCCCUUUCCUGUCUCGCGGCCGGCGAUCGAAUGCAACCAACAGUCAAAACGGAACGCCGAGCCCCAAGGCGCCUACCGUUUUCUCUCUUGAAUACAACCGUGCCAGUCGUGCCAGCAGCCUCGAGGACUCUCUCACGUCGGACGAGAUGAGUUUUAUAGAGCAGGGCGGCAGGGGCAUUGUACCCAACCACGAUGCUCCCACCUCGGCCAGCAACGGAGGUGAACGACGCGUGACAGUGCGUUGCCUAUCCUCCACCAUCAACCUCCCUGUCACCCCAGAUACCUCACCCGUCGAUGUGCUGUACUCAACGGCGAACCUCACCGCCCAUGACAUCGAUCCUAAAACGAGCGUCAUUGUUGAGUGCUAUGUCGACCUGGGCCUCGAGCGACGCCUUCGUCGCUACGAGCGCAUCCGCGAUGUCAUGAACUCGUGGGAUCGCGACCAGCAAAACUCCCUACUCGUACUUACCUACGACAUCUCCGAGAAUGACGCAGAUGCAGACCUCGAACUCAACUCGGUCCCCCGCACGCCUAAUCCUCCAACUGGAUUUACCCUCCAGCUCUACCACUCUUCCCGCCCCGGCAAGUGGAACAAGCGCUGGAUUACUCUGCUGGAGAGUGGUCAGAUGUUCUCGUCCAAGAAGCCCGAGGCUAAGGCUUCAGACAAGGACAGCACCGUCUUGUGCCACCUGUCUGACUUUGACAUCUACACGCCUCGCGAGAGCGAGGUCAAGCGCCACCUCAAGGCCCCCCGCCGAUUCUGCUACGCCGUCAAGAGCCAGCAGAAGACAGUCGUCUUCCCCAACGGCGAAAACUUUGUGCACUUCUUCUGCGCCGAGGAUGCCCAGCUCGCCCAGCGGUUCCACGAGCUCGUGCAACGCUGGCGCAGUUGGUACCUGGUCACCAAGCAGGUUGACUUUGAGAAGAAGCCAAAGCCUUAUGAGAGGGUUGUGCCCGACAAGCCGCCGCGCAUUUCGCAAAGCUCGUUCCCAACGCAAAAGGGCAACAUCACCAAGUCCAUCAGUACCGUUACCAACGGUUCCCACCGUCUCAAGGUGUCGGUCGACGAGUCCCCAUACACAAUCGGUGCUUUUCAGCCCUUGAUGGACCUGAACCGCUUCGACAAGCCCAUCGAGGACUUCGGCAAGGACUUUGAGGUUGUCCCCCCGCCCAAGCCCAAACCCGUUGUUCAAAAGCCCAAGGUCCAGAAGCCCAAGAUCCUGACCAAGCAGGGAUCCCGCGCCUCUCACACGCCGCAGACGCCACAGACCGGCAGCGAGUUCUCCCCAGGUGGUCUGCUGGGCAACGGCUAUGAGCAGAAGCGAAUGCAGGCUGAGCAGGCUGAGCGAUCUGAGCGGGCUUCUAACGGGUCUCAGAUACAGACCUCUGGGCCCUUCACCGAUGCUCCCUCCCUGAUCAAUAGCAUCGUCACCUCACCUGUCUCUCCUCCCCGGGAGAAGAAACCUGAGCCCAGACCCUGGCUGCCCUCGGCCUCGGAGCAUUCUGCUCGCUCGCGCAGCAAGUCUGUCCACUCCACACAACGAGUACCCAUGGCAGACAACAACGUCGGCGCUCCCAACCCCGGCCUCGCCGCCAUCCCUUCCAGCCUAAAGCAGAAGCCCCAGCCUCUCGUCAACCUCACCAACAGCUUCCCCGAGCCUCCUCGUUGGCGUGAGAGCCAGGGCGGCGCCCACAGGGCCCCUACUUCUGGCGGCCCGCUCAUCAACUUCGCCACCGGCGGACCGGCGGCCACCAUGAGCCCCAUCGGCCCCGGCCUCAUCCGCAGCAGCACUCGUGGCGGCACCCUCCACAACACCAGCAAGGCUCCCCUGACCGGCUCCGUCACCCUCAACUCCAUCAGCACGCCCCCGAUCUCCAGCGCCAACAUCCUGCCCCGCAGCCGCUCCAGCGCCGGCAUGCCGCCACCGUCGUUCCGGGCUCCCCCACCGUCGUUCCGGGCUCCCCCACCUCCGGUCCCGCCGCUGCCCAACCGCUCUGUCCGCCGCGAGAAGACGCAGCCGAUCGAGCCCCCUCGCGGCCGCGACCCCCGUCCCCGGGAGCCGCUCAUCAACCGCGCCGGCUCCAGCGGCCUGUCUAGCAUGUCACGAUAUUAAAGCAGGGAGAGGCUCACCCCCUCUUGCACGAAACGAGACCAAGAGGCCGUUCCGUAACGAGGCCAUGCAGUUCAUGCCCAGAAUUCUUGGAUAUUUCAAAAACUUUCACUUCUCCCUUUUUAUUACUACCACUAUUAUUCUUUUGUUGACGGACGAGGAAUCCAGGGGCUUGCGGACAAAUAAAAACAGGUGUUUUGGUGUGUGUUGGCGGUAAUAGCGCACCGCUGGGGCGAAGGGCGACAUCAGGGGGCCGGCAGUGUUGGAGUAUAGAACUACUCGAGUCGAUGCCUUUGGGCCAUUAUUAUUAUUCUUUCCCCUAUUUUCUUUUUAGAUUAUUUUCCUUCCUC
This is a messenger RNA of Ilyonectria robusta, 3977 nucleotides long. RefSeq lists its product as uncharacterized. NCBI's taxonomy places the organism in Eukaryota, Fungi, Ascomycota, Sordariomycetes, Hypocreales, Nectriaceae. The coding region runs from base 160 to 3630 and encodes 1156 amino acids. The transcript has 3 exons. The record is from RefSeq and is a predicted model, not a curated record.